Messenger RNA from Aspergillus luchuensis, 582 nucleotides. It is a transcript of the gene RPC25, whose product is annotated as DNA-directed RNA polymerase III subunit RPC25. Lineage: Eukaryota; Fungi; Ascomycota; Eurotiomycetes; Eurotiales; Aspergillaceae. Gene Ontology annotation, biological process: DNA-templated transcription; transcription initiation at RNA polymerase III promoter. The transcript is spliced from 7 exons. Gene Ontology annotation, cellular component: RNA polymerase III complex. Bases 1 to 582 code for a protein of 193 amino acids. The record is from RefSeq and is a predicted model, not a curated record.
AUGUUCAUUCUUACUACGAUCUCGGAUCUUAUCCAGAUCUCCCCGGAGGAUUUCUCCAAAUAUAGCGCUGUGGCUCUCGAAGAUAACAUCAACGAGAAGUAUGCCAAUAAAGUCAUUCAAAAAAUCGGCCUAUGUAUUGGUUUCUAUGACCUGCUAGAGUCUUCAGAUGGUCUGAUUGGCCAUGGUACUGGACUUGUAAAUGUAAAUGUCAAAUUCCGUCUGAUAGUCUUCCGCCCGUUCAAGGGCGAGAUCAUGCUUGGGAAGAUCUCGAGUGCGACAGAACAUGGCAUCAAGGUUGCCGUGGAAUUCUUCAACGAUAUCCUCGUGCCCCCUGAUCUACUCCUGGAUGGCGCCAGAUUUGACUACGCGGAUCAAGUCUGGAUCUGGGAGAACGAAGAUGGCUCCACGUUCUACUUUGAUGUUGGUGAAGUUGUUCGAUUCCGCGUUGAGAUGGAAGAAUGGCACGACCAGAUCCCGAAUGCGCCGGAUCUAGGAGAUGCCGCCGCCAUCGAGCGGAAACCCCCAUACUCGAUUAUAGGAUCUAUGCAAAUGGCCGGAUUGGGUCCGAUUUCAUGGUGGUGA